Messenger RNA from Athalia rosae (coleseed sawfly), 1500 nucleotides. RefSeq lists its product as uncharacterized. Gene Ontology annotation, biological process: DNA repair; telomere maintenance. The coding region runs from base 1 to 1500 and encodes 499 amino acids. Gene Ontology annotation, molecular function: DNA helicase activity. The record is from RefSeq and is a predicted model, not a curated record. The transcript has a single exon. Lineage: Eukaryota; Metazoa; Arthropoda; Insecta; Hymenoptera; Athaliidae.
AUGGCUGUGUUUGAUAUUGCGUCGGAAAAUGCGAAUGACGAAAUCAGCAACUUCCAAAUGGGCAGAUACGCCAGUACUAAUGAAGCACUGUGGCGAUUAUUGUCAUUUGAAAUUCAUGAAAGAUAUAUCCCAGUAGUACAUUUAGCAGUGCAUUUGGAAAAUGGCCAAAGAGUGUACUUCACUGAGGCUAAUGCGGCACAACGAGCUGAGAGACCACCAUCGACAACAUUGACUAGCUUCUUUGCAAUGUGUGAAGCAGAUCCAUUCGCAGCGACGCUGAUGUACGUUGAAAUGCCCAAGUAUUACACUUGGAAUCAAUCAACAAAGAAAUUCCAACGUCGCAAACAAGGAACCCCAGUUCCAGAUUGGCCACAGGUGUUUUCCACUGAUGCACUAGGUCGCAUGUAUACUGUUCAUCCUAGAAAUGAUGAAUGUUUCUAUUUGCGACUACUGUUGGUAAAUGUACGUGGACCAAAAUCAUUUGCGCAUUUGAAAACUGUAAAUGGCCACCAAUGCCAAACGUAUCGAGAAGCAUGUCAACUUUUGGGUUUGCUGGAGAACGAUUCUCAUUGGGAUUUCACACUUGCGGAUUCAGUUGUUUCAUCAAAUGCGUACCAAAUACGAACGCUGUUCGCAAUUAUCAUCACCACAUGUUUUCCUUCACAACCAAUUCAGUUAUGGAACAAAUACACAGACGACAUAUGUGAAGAUAUCUUGCAUCGCUUGUGCAUUCAAACGAAUAAUCCUGACACCCAAAUAACCGAUGAAAUCUACAAUGAAGGAUUGAUUCUGAUUGAGGAUCAAUGCUUGACUAUCGCAAACAAGCUACUGAUUGAAGUAGAAAUGAUUGCGCCAAAUCGAUCGAUGCACGAUGCAUUCAACCAAGAAUUAAAUCGAGAGCUGCGAUACAAUGUUGAUACAUUGCAGGAAUUCGUUCGAAAUAAUGUGCCGUUGCUGAAUGAACAGCAAAAACAAGUAUACGAAACAUUAAUGCAAGCGGUGGACAAUAAUACCGGUGGUCUAUUCUUUCUGGACGCACCCGGAGGAACAGGAAAAACAUUUGUCAUUUCAUUGAUUUUGGCCACUAUUCGAUCAAGAUGUGACAUAGCUUUGGCGUUAGCAUCAUCUGGAAUUGCGGCGACUCUUUUAGAUGGCGGUCGUACUGCACAAUCUGCGCUUAAGUUGCCACUCAAUUUAAACACAAUUGAUACUCCAACAUGCAAUACUUUCCGAUCCAGUGCAAUGGAAAAAUUGUUGAUGCGAUGCAAGCUCAAUGUUUGGGAUGAGUGCACAAUGGCACGUAAGAAAUCACUUGAAGCACUUAACUUCACACUGAAGGAUCUUCGGCGAAAUAACAACAUCUUUGGCGGCUUGAUGAUAUUGUUGGCAGGCGAUUUCAGGCAGACGUUGCCAGUAAUUCCCCGUAGAACGCCCGCAGAUGAAUUGAAUGCUUGCCUGAAGGCAUCACCUGUAUGGAAUAACGUAGAAAAAAAUCGCUAA